CCACGACAUUAUCGUGGGUGGCCGCGUGUGUGCUGGGCACCUCGCUCUACAGCGAGGACGCGGUCGGCGACUGGGUCGACUGGGGCGCUCGAGGUCUCGAGUCUUACUACUUGUACGACUCCAUCACCGACGGUGCUGAGAGCAACGACUGCUCGGACGGCGACGAGGAGAUCGACGAUACGAGCGAGGAGCCUCGCAUGCCACCGCAGAGAUGGAGCAGAAUAUACUAUUGGCCGAGGGCCGACGACAAGAAGGGGUUGACCAUGCUGCUGGUGCCCCGCUUCACGGCGACGACGGGGGAGAAGCGCUGGGUUGCCAUUGAUCCGACGGGUCGGCUCCAGGUGGUGGGUCUCUCGUCCACGACCAAGGUGAAGGCCAGCAGGGACUACCAGCGCAAGAACUCAACCACGAGGAAAGGUCAUCGACGCCACUUCGUGACGUGGGUUGCGGAGAUUGCGAGCAACACGGUCGGCUACAUGUGGGCUCGGCGAAGCUUCGGAGGUUUCGCGGGAUCUACCUUUGUGCUGUGGCGUGCCUGUACCUACUUCAACGCGAUCGAGUGGACCAAGUGGGCCUACUCGAGCGCUAAGGAGACCAUCGACACGGCGGAGGGCUUGAAUGAGGAGUACGAGCACAUCCUAGAACUGCACGGGAGCGGGUCGAGUGAGUCCGAGCUGGCGAAGCAGCUGAGCGUGGUGGCGGACAGGCUUCCAGCGUUGGAGAUCAAGAGCUCACAGCCCCCUCUGCCGCCUCCAGCUGCGCCUCCUCCGACACGGCCCCUUCUUUCCUCGUCGACGGGCUGGGGCGGGGACCUAGCGGGGGACUCGGGCACGAACUGCGACCAGAUGAUGUCCCAGCUGCUCGAGCGACCCGACAAGCACAAGGAGAUUGUCCAGGCUGGCAGUCUGGCAGCGACAGCAGGCACUCCUCCUCGAGCUCAAGAGAUGACGGUCAGGGAUCCCGAAGUCGCGGCGUUGGUGCGACUUCUGGAUGACUCCUUCAAGGACAUGUGCGUCAUGGCGAAGGAGAAGUUGGAGGCCUUCAGCCCCGCCGUGAGCUGGGCGAUACGUGGGGGAAUCAAGACCCGUGUCGCUCCAGCUAUGGUGCCUCGCCUUUACAGGGGCGGCGCGACCGCCGUCUCCACGAUCCGCGAGAUGACCGAUGAGAUGCUGCUCGCCGGGGUGAUGAUCGACCGCUCCAUGAUCGAAGCCCCUCCCGAGUUCAUCAACUACAAGACGACGGAGCUCGCGCUUCGGAGGAUCAACUACCACGUGCUGGAGGAGCUCGAGGGGGUCCUGAUCGACGGCGUGGAGAAGGAGCUGCGCGAGCGACGCGCGCAUCGCGCUCUGCUGGCCGAGUCCCUCGACAAGCUCCACGACCGCAAGAACGCGCCGACGAAGCAGGGCGAGUAG
Molecule: messenger RNA, 1412 nt
Organism: Prorocentrum cordatum
Lineage: Eukaryota; Dinophyceae; Prorocentrales; Prorocentraceae
Source: the annotation of a GenBank genome assembly